Molecule: messenger RNA, 10078 nt
Organism: Tympanuchus pallidicinctus (lesser prairie-chicken)
Lineage: Eukaryota; Metazoa; Chordata; Aves; Galliformes; Phasianidae
Gene: TLK1
Product: tousled like kinase 1
Exons: 29
Coding region: 98-2392 (764 amino acids)
Biological process (GO): intracellular signal transduction; chromosome segregation; peptidyl-serine phosphorylation
Cellular component (GO): nucleus
Molecular function (GO): ATP binding; protein serine/threonine kinase activity
Source: RefSeq, a predicted model, not a curated record
CCGGCCCCCCGGCCAUGAGCGCGGCGCUGGGUGUCCCCCCGCCGCGCCGCCUCCCCCGCCGCCCCCGGCGGCUGCCAGGCUCCAGGAAAGUAGCUUGAUGAGUGUCCAAAGUAGCAGUGGAAGUUUGGAGGGGCCGCCAUCUUGGUCCCGGCUCUCCACGUCCCCACCGAGCCUGCAGGGCUGCUCCGCGGCGGCCUCCCAGCUGCACGGCACGCCGCCCAGCAAGCCGCCCAAGGAAGGAGCAAUGGAUGAGCUUCAUAGCCUGGACCCAAGAAGACAAGAAUUGUUAGAGGCAAGAUUUACAGGAGUAGUAAGUGGCAGCACUGGGAGUACUGGAAGUUGCAGUGUUGGAGCUAAAGCCUCAACAAAUAAUGAAAGUUCGAACCACAGUUUUGGAAGCUUGGGAUCUUUAAGUGAUAAAGAAUCAGAGACUCCAGAGAAGAAACAGUCAGAACCUUCCAGAGGAAGAAAAAGAAAAGCAGAUACUCAGAGUGAAAGCAGCCAAGGAAAGAGUAUCGGGGGACGUGGCCACAAGAUUAGUGACUAUUUUGAGUACCAAGGUGGCAACGGCUCUAGUCCAGUUCGAGGUGUACCUCCUGCAAUCCGAUCUCCUCAGAAUUCACAUUCCGCCCCUUCUUCUGUUCGACAGAAUAGUCCUUCUCCUACUUCAUUAGCUUUUGGGGACCACCCUACCACGCAACCAAAGCAGUUAUCUUUUAAAAUUACUCAGACUGAUCUCACAAUGCUGAAAUUAGCUGCACUAGAAAGUAAUAAAAAUCAAGACUUGGAAAAGAAAGAAGGUCGUAUAGAUGACUUACUCAGGGCUAACUGUGAUCUUAGAAGACAAAUAGAUGAACAACAAAAGCUACUUGAAAAAUACAAGGAAAGAUUGAACAAAUGUAUUUCAAUGAGCAAGAAGCUUCUAAUUGAAAAGAGCACACAAGAAAAGCUGGCAAGCAGAGAGAAGAGCAUGCAAGACAGAUUACGCCUGGGGCAUUUUACAACAGUUCGUCAUGGUGCUUCAUUUACUGAACAGUGGACAGAUGGCUUUGCAUUUCAGAAUCUUGUAAAGCAGCAAGAAUGGGUGAAUCAACAAAGGGAAGACAUUGAAAGGCAAAGAAAGCUCCUGGCCAAGCGAAAGCCACCAACUACAAAUAAUUCUCAGGCACCAUCUGCCAAUUCUGAACCCAAGCAGAGGAAAAAUAAAGCUGUGAAUGGGGCAGAAAACGAUCCCUUUGUUAGACCCAAUUUGCCACAGCUUUUGACUCUAGCAGAGUAUCAUGAACAGGAAGAAAUUUUCAAACUUCGAUUAGGACAUCUCAAGAAGGAGGAAGCUGAAAUACAAGCAGAACUUGAACGUUUGGAAAGAGUUAGGAAUCUUCACAUCAGAGAGCUGAAAAGAAUUAAUAAUGAAGAUAAUUCACAGUUUAAAGAUCACCCCACAUUGAAUGAACGGUAUUUGUUACUCCAUUUACUUGGCCGAGGUGGCUUCAGUGAAGUAUACAAGGCUUUUGAUCUUUAUGAACAAAGAUAUGCUGCUGUGAAGAUUCACCAGCUUAACAAAAGCUGGAGGGAUGAAAAGAAAGAAAACUACCACAAACAUGCCUGCAGAGAGUAUAGAAUACACAAAGAACUGGAUCACCCCCGGAUAGUUAAAUUAUAUGACUACUUCUCCUUGGAUACAGAUACGUUUUGCACGGUGUUAGAAUACUGUGAAGGCAAUGACUUGGAUUUCUAUCUCAAGCAACAUAAAUUGAUGUCAGAGAAGGAAGCUAGGUCCAUUGUAAUGCAAAUAGUAAAUGCACUACGGUAUCUCAAUGAGAUCAAGCCCCCUAUUAUACACUAUGAUCUUAAACCAGGUAAUAUUCUUCUUGUAGAUGGAACAGCAUGUGGAGAAAUAAAAAUUACUGAUUUUGGAUUGUCCAAAAUAAUGGAUGAUGAUAGCUAUGGUGUGGAUGGAAUGGAUUUAACUUCACAAGGAGCAGGAACUUACUGGUACUUGCCUCCAGAGUGUUUUGUAGUUGGCAAAGAGCCACCAAAGAUUUCUAAUAAGGUUGAUGUAUGGUCAGUUGGAGUAAUCUUUUUCCAGUGUCUUUAUGGUCGAAAGCCAUUUGGCCACAAUCAAUCUCAGCAAGAUAUCUUACAAGAAAAUACAAUAUUAAAAGCCACAGAAGUCCAGUUCCCUGUUAAGCCUGUUGUUAGCAAUGAAGCCAAGGCCUUUAUCAGACGCUGCUUAGCAUACCGAAAAGAGGAUAGAUUUGAUGUCCAUCAACUGGCUAAUGAUCCUUACCUUCUCCCCCAUAUGAGGAGGUCAAAUUCUUCAGGAAACUUACAUAUGACUGGGCUAGCAGCAUCCCCUACACCACCUACUUCAAGCAUUAUUUCAUACUGAAAUUUCUCCAACUGAGGAAUGGCAUGAUAUCUUGGUGUAGUUUCCAAAUGCAUACUUGAGCUUGAGAACAUAUGGGUGUUUUUCUGCAGGACAAGUUUGAUAACUGUGUUUUCAGGCUGAAGUCCUCCUACAUAGUGUUGUUUGUAUGAUUGGAAUGGGUCAUGGACUGUGAAUAAAUAUACCCUUCAGAGAACAGCCUUUAAAUGUUGAAGGAUGACAUUGCCUGUUGCACACUAACAGAGUACUGGGAUUGCAUCCUUUUCACCAUCUGCCAGUGUGAAACUGAGGUGGUGGGGUUCAAGGAUUUUGCCAUGGCUGCACGCUCACAUUAAAUUUCAUUAUAUCGUGUUCUGUGUCUUGGAAGUUACAGACUGUUUUGUCUAAGGAAAAGAGAUAAGAUUGUGUUAACAAUUUUCAUGUAUCUGGAAUGUGUUGUGGUAACCUCUAGUACUUUGAAGCUUAGCAAUACGCUAGAGAACUGUUGAAGUAACCGAAAGCUGUAGAGCUACCUAAAGAAAAGGGGGGUUAUGCAUCGUACCAAUUAUGUGCACACUUGUUUUUCUUCUUGUUAGAAUCUGGGAAUAUGGGUGGCUGUGGCUGAAUACAUGACAAUUACUCCACCUUGACAGAUGCUUACUUCUGAAAUCUAAACACUUGUUUUUAAUGCAUUUUCAUAUAGAUGCACAUGAAGAAUCACUGUGUCAUCUUUCAAAUCGAAGUUGCAAGAUCUCAACGCGAGCAUAACCUGUGUACUGGAGGUAAGCAUCUUACGGUGCUGUCAGUAAAAAUUUUGUAUCCCCAUGUGGAUUUAUUCUGUCUUCACAGCACGUCCAAGUUGGUGUCUGAUGGCUGAUGUUCAGCAAUUUGUGCUUGGUAUAGAAGUACCCUUGAGACUGAAUCCAGAAGCCUGAAUUACUGCGACUUGUCGAGAAAUGCUGAUCACUUCUAGGCUUACAGCUAUGGCUCAGCAGCAGCUGGCAGAGUUCUCUCCAACGAUUUCAGCACUGGAAUACCUUCCCUGUGUGCCUUUCUAUUGAAAAGCCAGCUUGUGUGAAGCAGGGAGGAAUGUCUGGAGCAGAAGGUGGAGAAGAGUGUACUGGUUUAUGUAAUCCCUGUGACUGGAGCAGCAGUUUAUGGGGCUGCUUGAAGCUGUGAAUUUCUGACCAGAUGUGGAAGAUUGCUUCUCUCUCUCUGCUAUCCUGCCCAGUUCUCUCCUUUCAAUACUGGCUGUGCAGAAAUGCUUUCUUCAGCUGGAACUGGAGGAGUUUCCUGUUUCUGUUUUGUACAGCUGUACCCAUGUGGAAGACCCAAAUGCAGGGGAUGUAUCAAGCACUGUGCAGAAAUGUACCAGCAACUGAACUGAGGCAAAUAGUUUUAAAGCCAUCUUCUUCCAGCAAGAUCUGGUGGUAAAAGUUAUCCCCAGCGAGGAAGUACCUGGCCCGGAGUGUAAAUCCUUUUCAGGGGUGCAGAGUCAGCAUCAGUAACUGAAAGCAAAGUUACAGCCAACAGCCAUGCCAGGUGCUUCUUCUGCAGUGUAACCUUAAAAAAUGCCAUUUCGUAUGGCAUUACAAAGACCAUACUGGAAAGGAAAAGGUAACAUCUUACUUCUGCUGAGGCAAAGAAAGCCUGGGAAGAGUACAUACCUACCACUAUCAGCUGACGUUUAAAUCUCUCAAUAUCCUCCUGCUCAUCCAUAAAUUUGAAGCUUCCGCAGCAGCUUAAAAAGGGUAGGUGUGACACUGGGGCAUGGUGGUGCCAGGUCGAUGAUUGGACUAGAUGAUCUUGGUGGUAUUUUCCAGUCUUAACGAUUUUAUGAACUCCAGGUGUCACUUUAUUUUUCACUGAAGACCCUUUCUGCUUCUCAUCUGCAUCUCUGAUUUGCUUCAGGCUCCUUUUUAGCAAGUUUGAGGGUUUAGUCUCUGUUUUACAGCUGUGCUGCAAACUGCAGCAGUAUCUGCUCUUUCCUGUGAGGUGGCACAUUAAUGACUACAGCUACGUAUAUUGCAGUGGCAAUAUGUGGUAGUGUGCUUGUGCCCACCUACCAACGGAGAGCACCGCUCUCCUCGGCCUCCUGAGCGCUGCAGCCAGCACCCUGCUCUCUCUGGCUGCUCACGGGAUGAUGCUCACUGCUCCUUCCAGCCUUCCUCCCUGUGCAGUCACUGAUUGCCCAUCACCUGCCGAGCCGAAGCAACUCGAAGAGGAGAGCUGCAGCGCUUGUGAGCGCUCUGCUGGAGGGGAGGAGGGGAGCGAGAGCAUCCCACACAGCAGGAAAUGUUUCUCGUCUUGCUCCAGGAAUUCAGCACAGGCUUGUGCUUUGGAUUGCUGAACCCAAGACUUUAUUUCACUCUUUUUGAAUGGAAAUUUGAAUGCUUGUCUGUAGAGAAAGUUACGCUGAUUAAUCUGAGACGUAGGAAUUACUGUGUUUAUUAACUGGAAAGCCAUCUGGCUUUCCUGUCCUUUAACAUACCUCUUUCAGCCUCUUGCUUCCUAUAUAUAUCACAAAAAACCACCUUACUUAUUUUUAGCAAGCCUGUGCUAGCUUUUGAGAAUGAAUGGCAGUGCAAGGCACCAUCCAGAAAUGAUGUGGGCUUCCUUUGGGUGAGUAAGGAAAGAAGAAAACAGGGGUGGGAGAUGCAAUAAACAUCGAGAAUCUGAGAUGCCCUUAGGCUUUAGCCUGGAGUAUUUCCUCUGCAGCACAGGAUAUGGCAGCAGCUGCUGCCGCAGCAGGUCCUUUCUGACAGGGCCUGUUCAUAUUCGUACUGAGACAGCACCCAAGGCAGAGGCCUGCAGGCUGAAGGUGAGCACAGCAAGGACGAGACCCAAGGCUGAAGCAAUCAGUGCUGCCAGCUGGGGCGUCCUAGAGGCAGCCAGGUAAGGAUGUGCUGCCAAGGCUCCCUGAGAGCUGUGUACAGCAGUUCCCAAGAAGCAUUUCAAGAACAUCUGGCUCUGUACCUCAAGGUUCUGGCCGCUUCACCCCAAAUCCCUCAAAGCCUUCCUACUCCUUUAUGACAUGCAGUUUAAAAAUAAUCAGAAGUAUAAUGCAAUGCAGAAAGAUGUUAUUUUUAUUCUUUUUUUUUUCUUUUUUUGGCUGCUGGGAAUGAAAACGCACGAAAAAUGUGUUAGGAACAGUGCGUUCCUUUCCAUUGUUACACAAGGCAUGCCCAGAGAGCAAGCAUGGUUUUUUCCUUUCUCUGACCAGGUGUUGCUUAUAAGCUGCACAAGAAAUACAUUUCAAAUAAGAAACAUAACCCUUAAACAAAAGGUAAUUGUUUUACAAAUUCAGCCACUUCCAGUGCCCAGCAUGCUCUUUGGCAAUACAAAGGCUUCCAGUUGCUUCCUAUUUUCUUAGCAGUUGCAUUCCAGCAGGAUUUUAUCCAAACACUGUUUAUAUGUACAGGAACAUCUCCUAAUGUCUGAGGAGAGGGCUGAGCCUUUGGAAGCUGCUGCCACUGCCUGGGACCACAUUUGUUCCAUUCCCUGGUCUGUGAGAUCUCCAGCCCACCUGAGGGCACAAACUGCAUUGGGAAAUGACUUCUCAUACCUUUUCAAUUCCAGCCUUACCAUCAUGAAGGAUCAAACCUGACGGGUGCCUGCUGACUGCUACAAUCGAGCCAUGGUCUAUAGCAUUUUCAACAUUUUCUUCCAAAUUCUAAUGUUGCGUAGAUAAGUUGUGCUGUUUCUCCCUUAGCUUGAUUUUUCCAGAUCUUAAAGCCGUGCAACCAGUGCACAUCUCCAAGCCCAUACGGUGGGAGAUCUGAGGUCUUCAGUUUGUUUUUAAGGAGGACUGUUUUGAAGAUUCAGAAAAAUGUAUUUUCCGGGGAAAUCAACUUGGAGGAUAAGGCAGAGAUGGCAGCAAGGUGGGCACUGCUGACUCUUAGCUAGUGACUGAGCUGUGUGAUACAGCACACGCAUACUGCAGUGAGAAGAAAUCAAAGCUGUUUCUCUAACAGCAGGUGAGUUUGUUGAAGAUGCUUGGUUGUUUGUGGCUAACAUUCAUGUAGGAGCAGGACCUCUGGAAUUAGCUGUUUAUUUCAGGCAGUGCUGUAACAACCUCACAGCACAACAGAAGGUCCAGAGGAACCAACCCUGGGACACCAUUAUGUUCAGCACCCCUUAUCAAAUGUACAGCUCAUAGAUUUGCGUUGCUUUUUAUUAAUGACUGUUAAUGGAGAAAGGUCCUUUAAUCAAGUGAAAUCUUGAUUUAUCUGCCACCAUCUUCUUACCUUACUAAGAAGCCUGUUUCAAGUACAGGCUUUGUGGCUUGUGUUCACCUCUAAUUUUUUGUUUCUCAGUCUCUACUGGGCUUUCAUAGCUCACCUAAACUGCAAAUUCCAUGAACCAAGCAUGUAAAUUUGCAGCCACUUGCCUCUGCAAAGAGUAAACAGCUCUCAGCCAUGAGAACUGCUAUUAAAGUGGGCUGUUUUGCUGGCAGAAGUGGCUUUUUCUGUUGCCAUGGGUUGCCCAAGGUGAUCCUGACCUCUGUGGUCUCUCUGAAGUUCUAUUGUGGGUGAGCUGAGCAACAGCUUUUAGAAAGGAUUAGCUGAGCCUAACAAAUACAGGACACUGCACUAAGAAAUUAGUACAACAUUGCACAACUAAAGGAGGAGCCCUAUCUUCUUAUCCCAUAGGAUCAAAGGCUGAGAACUCGAUUAUUUGGUAGGGCUGUACUCUGCUUGCAGAGCACAAUGCAACAGCACAGUUGCAUUGGCAGUCUUAGGGGCAAAGUUCUGCCUUCGCAGGUGCACAAGUGUGCAACAGAGAGAGGUAUGUGAUUGAUGGGCAGAGAUGGGGCUGCACUCACCUGCUGGGACUCAGGAGAAGGAGCCUCACUGAGGGGGAGGUGACAAACUGGUGAACCCCUCUUAACACUUCUCAGCCAGAGCAGGUCUGUGCAUGCCUGUCCUGGCUGGAUCUGUGGCCUUUCACUGAUGAGUCUUGCUGCAAUCACUCAUGCCAAGUAUAACAUGUCACAAAAACUGUGCCUUGGUACUAAUGUGCAAUUGAAAUAAUGUGCGAAGGAUGUUCCUAAGAAUGACUAUUCAGUUUCCAGAGUGAAAUUCUUAUUUUUUUGGUUGCACACUGGCACCAUAGUACAUCUGUACACUAUCCAUAGUGGCACCUAACAAUUAAUACGGAGUUGAGGCUUCCCGAGAAGGGCACGUGUGUUCCUUGCUAAACUUGCUAAAUCCUACAGAAAUCUGAUGUCUAACAAAAUAUCUCUGCUUUAUCUUUCACAGAGCUUUAAUUCUUCAGCUGGAGUAGGUGGGCUGGGCAGAACUGAUGAAGAAUCUCCUGAGCUGGAUGCAGUUUUGUUUCACUUGGGGAGCUGUUUUAUGAGACUGUUCUUGCACCUUAAAUAAUGAAUUUUAAAAACCCCAGUGAGCAAUGGUGAGUAUUGGCUCCCCCUUAUACGGCAGCUAAAACCCAGAGUUUCUACCAUAGAUGGUGUAGGAAAAUCACAUUAAGAAUUUUUGCUUUUCUGUAGAAUGCCCAGCACAGCUCUGCCCGGACAUGUAACAAAUCCUUGGCACUGUCCUGAAGAAUGCACAGAAGGCGGCUACAAAGCCUUCAGCAGCCAUCUCCUGGCACUGCAGCAGAGACUCAAGCUGCAGAAUGCACCUCUUCUACAUGUGCGUGUGAUUACUCAAGCAGAGCUGUAGCUGUGCCCCUGCACUUGCAACAGAUAUCUCAACCACUGAACAGCACUGGCCCCAGAGCAGCUUCUUGUGGAAUAGGAUGCUUCACCUCACACUGGGAAAUUACAGCUGAACUUCUGCACCACUGAAUCGCUUCCAGUUUGGAGCCGUGUUACCUUUAGCAGAACUGCUUCUGGCUACACUGAAACACUGCCUUCUUCCAUUACUCUCAUAAUCAUCACAACGUGGAUAUAUAAAGCAGUCAAGAAAAGACCUUAAUAUAGCUAACAGAAAUGCAUGAUUUCAGCCUAAGCAUUCUAUUCUAUUUUUUGGCUACUAGAGACAUCUACGCAACUACAGAAGUCCACAGCUUGCAGUAGGAAAGCGUAAAACGUGCCAGGUAACCUGAGGUAUUACUGCAAAGAACAUCAUUCCACACUAACAGAGAAGGCAUUAGGUUAUGAUCAGCAUCCUGUUAACAAUUGCUCUACAUUGAGUAUGUGACAAAACCUGUAUUUCUACUGCUCUUGGAUUAGAGAAGGAAAGCAACUUUGUCAAGGGCUCUGACUGGGACAGUGUGUAGAGAAGUUCCAGGAAAGGCUGUAAGGCCAGUGAGGCUUUAUGAAGCUCAGGAAUAGCAGACGUUCUUUACAUACAGCAAAGAAAAGAGGGAACAUCCUUAUUACAAAGUUUAAUUCUGAUAUAUAUGAUACCGGAAUUACAAAAUAAAUCAAAAGAUACAUUCUGAGAAGCUCUGAGCCAUGUAUUUACCAAGGCAGAGGGACUUCAAAUUCCAUGCAGUUGAGAAAAUAAAUUGCUAGCAAUGUGAAAAAGGAUUUGGGGUCUCUAACAGAUCUCCAAAUAGAUAAUAGGUGAUGAGGGAACAUGCAGUGGUGGGCCAGAGGAAAGACAAAUUCUUAAGGGAAUAAAGGUAAGACUGGACAACAAGUGUUAGAUAAGGCUUCUACUUGAACUAAUUUGAAACAUUAUGAUCAGCAAUCAAAUGCAGCUACUGUUCUUAAGAGUGAUCAGGCACACUGCAUGGCCAAAAGGAGACAAGCUCCAGAUAACUGAUGACAGCUAGAAGUCAGACCAUGGUUGAAGCAUGGAUAAGUGAAAUUCCAGUAGUACAGAAGGACUGGAGUAGUGUGGAAGGAGCUGAGGCUGUCAUUGGAGUACAGCACACGUACCAGGCUACACAGAGUGUUUCAUCUGCUUUAAUCCUGAACAUCGGUUUCAAAAAAACAUGAAUCACUUGCAGGCAGACUUUGUGACUCACUGCUACAGCGGAUCUAACCACUGCUGACCCUGCCUGCAUGCUGAAGUCUGGCAUUCCUUCUUGGAUCCAUUCCUCUGGAAAAGAGCCUUUUUACUGGUUUGUACUAGAGAGCUGAGCUUAAACCAGGAAAACUUACAGCAUUAAGCAAAUAAACGUGCUAUUUUCUCACACAGGAUGAAAUUCCAGGUAUUUAUUGCUGUAUGUCUGCUUAAUCCAUUAAUUUGUCUUACAGUAGUCAUGAAGUGCCAAAUCGUGUGCUACAUGUAACAUAUCCUGUAUUCCCUUCCAAAUGCCAUUUUACAGUGGGGGUGUGAAGCAGCGUAGCAGCAGUCACAAAACAUGGCUUGAGCUUCUCUCAAGAGCUUAAAAAUAACAUUUGUAUACAAGCUGAAUACCGACAUGUUAGUUAACAGGUCACUCAGCAAUUCUAAUAGAAGUAUCUUCAGGUGGAAGUUUGCACUGUUAAAAUUUAUGACUCAGACCAAACAUCCUCAUCCCCACUGCAGUAACAAGAUACUUGCAAAGACAAGAACUAUGGUACGUAAAUGUCACACGCAAGAACUGCUUCAUUUCUAUGAGAAGCAAAAAUUGCUACGUAGAAGCAAGGAGAGGCCUAGCUAAGGCUAUCACCUUUAUUAAAAACAUACACGUCCAAGUUUGGCAGUGGAAUUCUAUUUACCACCUUGAAUGUUUCUUUAUUGUGGGUUUGGUUUUUUGUUUUUCUUUUUGGUUAAGUACAAGUACUCUUCUUCCCCUCCCACCAAGCUCACU